CACACGGUUGCUAGAGCUAGAAGAAGAGCGAAGGGGAAGCAGCGCGUGCCGCGCGAUGGGACUUGCUCGCGAGUAGGCGCGCCUCCUCCCAGAGCGAACCCGCAAGCGCCUCAUCCCGCCAGCCGGACGGGCCCAUCUCGCCUUUGCGUCUCUCUAUGGCGCAGCGCGGCCCGCCGCUUUCCGGCCCGGCUCGGGCUCCGUCGUGACCGCGGGGAGAUGGCUUUACGGCAGCCGUAAGUGAGGGCGUUGGGCGCGCGACGGGAGCUGGCCGUGGCGGCGGAGGGGCUCCGGCUCUGCCCGUGAGAGAGGAGCGGGAGGGGCUGGGCGGGGUGGGGGGUGGAAUUGGCGGCGGAGACCCCAGGGGUCAUCUAGCCCGCCCGGGGAGACUCCUCCGCGGCGCGGCCCCCUCGGCAUCGGGAGGGGCUCUUGCCGGGGCCGCUUCGGGCGGGGGUGGACUCGACGGCCCUGGGAGCCCCUCCCCAGUCCGAGGCUGGGCGGGUGCGAAGGCGACUCCAGGGGACUCUGCAGGCCCAAAGGAUAAACUAGGGUGGCAUUAGUUUUGAAAAAGGAAGGGGAAACAGUGCUGCAAAAACAGUGUGGCGAACAAAAAACACACCUUCCAUGUCCGGGGUGUGUGUUCUUUAAAAAGACAUGGUUUUUUAGAGAGGGAGGUGUGAUGGGUUGCCCUCCCGGAUAGCAUGAAAUGAGGGCGUUGGGGUGUAACUUGAGUUAGUUUUCAGAGGGAAACGGCCUUGGAGAAUUGGUGUAGGUCCCAGGGAGGCUUAAAGGCCUGUCCUUCUGUGUAUUAGAUUGCAAAACAGCAAUCUGCAUGAAGAUAAUUACCACGGCUGCUUGAAGUCACAGUAACUUUAACCUUGUUGCCACACAGAUCAAGUGUCUGUCCUUUUUUAAACUAAGGGAUUGGUACCUCCGGUAUGUAGGACAAGUACCAUGGGCCCAUUGUUCAUCACAAUGGUCACCCUGUGUACGGAACCAGUGAGUUGGUCACAUGCAAGUGCUCCUGAUGAGUAAGGGGCAGAUCCUGUGAAACACAGUCGGUGAGACUUCACUCCCUAAAGAGCACCCCUGGGUGGCAGUUUGGAGUGGGAGACCAGCUGGAAUUUGAGCAGAGGCAAAGGUUAAGAGGGGGGUGAAGGGAAGGAAUGACUGAUCUGGCUGGAAUUUGAUGGAGGCUGAAAGGCUGUGGAAGGAAAGUGGGUGCCUGUCUUGAUGAGGAGCCCCCUCACCAGCCCUGUGUAUGUUCUCUUUCCUCCCACCUCUAGACUGGCCAGUUCGAGUUGCGAGAUGAGGCCGCAGCAGCCGCCUGUUGCCAGCAAGGUCUUUGUCCAGCGGGACUACAGCAGUGGCACCAAAUGCCAGUUCCAGACCAAGUUUCCUCCAGAAUUGGAGAAUCGAGUAAGGGCUCCGUGCUUUCGUCGUCCCUUGCAGUCUGACACAAGUGGGGGAGAGUUGGGUUACACCCAAGUUGACAUAUCCAAAGUUGAUAGAAAGGGUGACUUUUCCACAGUAAUGUUCAUGAUUCCAGUUUAAGUAAUAAUAUAAAAACUGGAACAUUCAAAUUUAUAAAAUUAAAGGUGCACAGCAGCUAAAAGCAACCAAUACAAACUUAGGUUUUGAAGUUUUGAUGAAAAUAUACAAAGAAAAAGCAGCAAUAUUAAAAGCUAGGAAAACUAAUUUUCCCUUCCUUUGGGAGUCCUAAAAAGCAUUCUUAUUCUUGUUUGAAACACAGAAGUAUUUUUACACACCCAUUAACUACACACUUCAUUUUUUAAAAAAAUUGCCUCAAAUUGGACCCACCAAUUCCCAGUCAGAGUCUAGGAUAUCAGCUGUGUAUGGUCUUUGGAGGGGUGGCAAUCUGCCUUACUGUUUUUGUUUGCUUUCUAAAGUUCUGGCUGGCAAUCAGGGACCAGAUUUUAAAUUAAGUGUGGGUGAAAGGGUCAGCGCUGCUGCCUGUGCCCAGAUUUGCUCCUGCUGAAUCUUUUUCUGCUCUUUUUGGAAGGAUUCCAAGAGAGAGAGGGAGUCAGACAGGCAAAGUCCUAUCUCAGGACCAGGGUGAUCUACCAUCAGCUUUCCUGUGGAGAGGAUCCUAGUCCCUUUUUUCUUUUGAUUUUUAAAUUUUUGUUUUAAUUUUACUUGUAAACUAGUUUGGAACGAUUGUAUCCUGAAAGGCAGGAGAGAUAGAUAGAUAGAUAAUUGUAACCAUAUGUAAAUAAGUACUAGUGUGAAAUCAACAUUUCUUUUAUUUAUGUUAUCCCUCAAUGCACGUCAGCUACAGAUGUGUGCAAAGUCCAAGUGAUUGUGCAUGGCUGAGGGCAUAAACUCCUUAUGUCCUUAUCCUGGUGACAGUUUACAUUUCUGUUACUGGGCGGGGAAGGUAUUAAAAAGGCUGUGGCUCAGUAUAGAAGGAGGUGCCUGAAGUGUGUGAUAAAGGGUUAUAUCCUUGGAAAUAAGCGCUAUAGUGAAGUGCUCUGUGAAAAACCCUUGUAGUCCAGUUUUGCCGCUGGCUUUCAAUUGCCAAUUCCUUUGCCCAAGAACUAAGUGUCAUUAUACAGUCAUACCUCGGGUUAUAGAUACUUCGGGUUAUGUGAUUUUGAGUUGUGCACCGCGCCGAACCCGGGAGUACCGGAACGGGUUACUUCCGGGUUUCGGCACAUGCUAAAUUGCGCUUUGAGCAUGCGCAGAAGUGCCGAAUUGCGACCUGCGCGUGCGCAGAUGCAGCGCUGCAGGUUGCGAACGUGAUUCCCGCACGGAUUACGUUUGCAACCCGAGUGUCCACUGUAUUUGCCUUUUAUUUGCAAUUACUAGAGACCAACCUUUCAUGGGCUGUAAGUUUCUAGUAUCAAAAUAAACUUGGGCUAUCUAGUGAAAACCCAAGAUCAUGAACAUCUUUGUGUUUUCUCGAUUGAUUGUCACUUCCUGUGUAUAAGUUUUGCUGAACUUGUAGAUCCAGCUGCACACUCAAGCCCAGGCAGUUAAAAGCAGCUGAGUUGUUCUUGAGUCACGUUAUGUAUGUGGAAGUUCUCUAGGUUACUUAGUGUGCCUAAUGCAACAGUGACAUCGUAUCUUCUCAUUGGAUUCUGUUUGUAUUCUUGGAUGUUGGUUCACAUUCUGCAUUUGGAGAGUUGCCUAAAAGCCUGCAUGCUUAAGGUUAACUUAGCAAAAUAGUGCAUGGGGAUGAAACUUGAAGUUUCAGCAAUGGAAAAUAAAGAAUACAACUCCCUGCUAGACCAGAUGUUUUGGGACUACAACUCCCAUCAUCCCUGACCACUGGUCCUGCUAGCUAGGGAUGAUGGGAUUUGUAGUCCCAAAACAUCUGGAGGGCCGAGUUUGCCUAUGCCUGGUUUAGAUGAUCACCCAUCACAUGUUCCAAACUGAAGCAAGCAAGCAGGGGAAAGUGAAAGGGUGAAGGCGCAACUCUGGAAGACCACCCAAUGGUCGUCCCCGGCCCCCAUCACGUUAACCUCAAAGUGGCUUUUUCUUCUCAGCACAGUGGACAUUGUAGUCUAUUCCAACAGUACAGUCAUACCUCAAGUUAAAUGUGCUUCAGGUUGAGCAUUUUCAGGUUAUGCUCGGCGGCGACCCGGAAGUAACGAAGUGUGUUACUUCCGGGUUUCGCUGCAUGCGCAGACUCUCUAAAUGACGUCAUGCGCGGAAGCGGCGAAUCGCAACCCGUGCACGUGCAGACGCAGGUUGCAUUCGCUUCAGGAUGUGAACAGGGCUCCGGAAUGGAUCGCGUUCGCAUCCAGAGGUACCACUGUAUUGUCCUGAUCUUGAAGAGUUGAGGGUGUGGUCAUAGAGCAGUGACACGGCAAGGGCACCACCUUCAAUGAGCUUAGUUAGGUGAGACUUGAACAGGGGCUCUUAACUUACUACAUGUAUACAGUUGUACCUCAGAAGUCAAACGGAAUCUGUUCCGGAAGACUGUUCAACUUUCAAAACGUUUGAAAACCAAAGUGCGGCUUCUGAUUAGGAAGCCACGGAAACCCUGUCAGACGUUUGGCUUCCAAAAAUAGUUCGCAAAUCAAAACAGUCAUUUCCGGGUUUGCUGUGUUCUGGAGCCAGAACGUUUGGGAACUAAGCUGUUCAAAAACCAAGGUACUACUGUACUGUCUUUCCUCCAGAAACUUACAACAGUGUUUUAACCUCACAAGAAUCCAAGGAGUCGUCUUAAACUGCAAGAGCAUCUUGCCCAAGGCGACCCAAUAGCUUAAUCCUAUGCACAUUUCCUUGAAAGUUUGGCUGAGUUGAAAUGGGGAUACUUACAAAUAAGCGUGUGACAGAUUGCAGCCUGAGCCUUGGCUUCCUGCAACUAAACGCCAAAUGGUACCAGCUCAGAAGUUAAACAAAAGGAGACAGCGACUUAGUCCAGUUUUGAUGCUGUCAUCCUUAAUGGUGGUGAUAAUAAUGAAGCCAUUGUCUUCCACAGUGAGAUCACUGCCCCUACUGCCAUUUGAAUUCAGUGCUUCUUUAAUUUUGUUUUGUUAGUUGGUUUGUAUCCAAAAUGGAUUUGAAAGAAAUUCAUUUUCCAAGCCUUUUAGUGGACCUGUGCAGAGAUUGUCUGAGGCCUGUUGUGGGAGUCUCCAGUCGGCUGGGAGACAUGGGGUGUUCUUCACAUGACAGUGUAAGUCCGGCAGGCUCAUGUUAGGGGCCCCAGGUCAGCUUAGCCCUCCAGUCGCCAGAGCAAGUAUAGCUGGCUGCCCCUCCCCACUGCACAGGCCUGCCAAUUAGUACAGUGAUACCUUGGGUUACAUACGCUUCAGGUUACACACUCCGCUAACCCAGAAAUAGUGCUUCAGGUUAAGAACUUUGCUUCAGGAUAAGAACAGAAAUCGUGCUCUGGCGGCGCAGCAGCAGCAGGAGGCCCCAUUAGCUAAAGUGGUCUUCAGGUUAAGAACAGUUUCAGGUUAAGAACGGACCUCCGGAAUGAAUUAAGUACUUAACCUGAGGUACCACUGUAUACUGCAUGCAAAUACUUUUUAAAGAAUGCUGUUUGGGCCUGUAUAUAAGCUGACGUCUCCACUGGAAAACAUUCACCUCUAGAAACAAAGGUUUACCUGUUACUUAGCUAUCACUGCAGAGAAAACCAUAUAUGCAUUGGAGUUUGCUAAGUGAACCAGGUUGAAUGCCUUCUGCUAAAUGUGAUGCCUUUUUCAGGUCGACAGGCAGCAGUUUGAAGAAACAGUGCGAACUCUAAACAAUCUUUAUGCAGAAGCAGAGAAGCUUGGGAGCCAAUCUUACCUUGAAGGGUGCCUGGCCUGCUUGACUGCCUACACUAUAUUCUUGUGCAUGGAAACACAUUAUGAAAAGGUACAUUGAGUUAUUGUGACCUCUGGAAAGGGCAGGGUGCAACAUGGGCAAACUGGAGUUGUCAAUGGCAGAAAGUAAUUCCACAAAAACAGGCACGUUAGUCUCUUGCAGCAAUGAAGGCCAGUGGCACCAUUCUGUCCCCAGGAAUAAACUUUGCUCUCACUUUCUGGUAAGAGUUAAGGGUGCUUGCCUGCCUGCCUUUAACAAAGGAAAGCACUGGGAAACAGCAGAAGUUCCCUCUGCUAGUUGGCUUUCUGGCCCCAGCUGAAUUUUCAGGAUAGUUUUCAUAAAUGGGUGGAUGCAUUUCCCUCCCGUCAAUCACUUUCUUGACAUUAUAAAGGCUAUCCAACUGUCUCUUGGCCAGACAGUUCUGAAUAAGAGGUGCUUUGCUUUCUCUCCUAAGCCAGCAUGACAUAUAUAUUUAGUUCUCCAGAGUCCAUUUCCUCUCACCAUGGUGCUUCUGUUUCUGAGAUUAUGUAAUCUGGAUUUGGUGCCUUUGUUACUUGCUUUUUGAGGUUACUCAGAAUGCAUUUAUAAUAUAUUGGCUUUCAAGAAAGGACACUCAAGGUAUUUAGAUCCAACCACAGUAAAUAUCCAAGUUGACUUUUAAAGUUUGCUGUGCUUGACUUAGAAUAAAAGCACCCUUUCCAAAGACCAUAAAAGGUAAAGGGACCCCUGACCGUUAGUUCUAGUCGUGACCGACUCUGGGGGUUGUGGAGCUCAUCUCGCUUUAUUGGUCAAGGGAGCUGGCGUACAGCUUCCGGGUCAUGUGGCCAGCAUGACUAAGCUGCUUCUGGCGAACCAGAGCAGCGCACGGAAACGCUGUUUACCUUCCCGCCGGAGCAGUACCUAUUUAUCUACUUGCACUUUGACGUGCUUUCAAACUGCUAGGUUGGCAGAAGCUGGGACCGAGCAACGGGAGCUCACCCCGUCGUGGGGAUUCAAACUGCCGACCUUCUAGACAUAGAAUAAACACACACUUUCCAAAGACCAUACUUGAGUUAAAUGCUUUUUUCUGUAAAUGAAUAAUUUACUAAUGCUUCAAAAGAGCAAUAAAUAUUGUUGGCAGUUAGUUAUUAUCUGGAUAACCUUGGCCUAUGUUUCUUUAAAUUUUCAGAUUUUUCCACUGGUCCUGGCAUUCAGGGUGCAUUGAAGCUGUUCAGUUAUUUAAUAAAACUGCAUAGUUGGAUCAAGCUGCUUAACAUGUUACAGAUAAGUUAGGAGGCAAAUUUGAAAUGCAAAACAAUAUUUUGUGUUUCUAUAUGCCAUCUAUAAGCAGUAUAAAAUGUACCAGCUAACUAAACAGCAGAGCAAGAUGUGGUUGCCUAUGCAGCUGGCUAUUUAUGCAGUACUCGCCCUGAUAUUCAAAGCACUUUACUUUCAUUAUCUUGAUAAUCUGCCCAACAAUCUGUAGGGUCAGCCAUUGCUGCUGGGACUGAGGCAAGGUACUUCCUUGAUCAUGAGACUCUGCAAACAGGCCAGCACCACCUUUGUUAUCUUUCUUUCUUUCUUUCUUUUGGUUUAAUAUUUUUAUUAAUUUUCACACACAAAAACUAAAUCAUUACUAUCAGAGCUGGCUCCAGGUCCCAGCUCACAGAGGACCAACGCUAGCCGGCAGUAAUGUACAAAAGUCUUUAUUGAAGUACAGUUUCCAUUUUCAAGCCGCAGCGCCCCAGCUCUACGUCUAGGGGUUAGAUCGGCGAAGCUCCAUCUGAGUCUCCGCCCCCUGUACACCAGUUUAAGAUUCUAGCCUUACUCCACCUCUUACGUCUCUCCUUUCUCCUCUGGGUCCUGCUACCCCCCGGGGUCCCUUCCUUCCUGGAUUCUUCUGACGCUGACCCCCCUGACUCCUCCCCCGCUUUUCGGCGGGCUUUGGGACCUGGCUCCCUAUCCGGGCUGCCAACUGCGCCGCCCUCCUGUACAUUUGAACUUGGCGCGCGCGCCCAGCCUUCAACCUUCCUCUCGACCGUUUCCUCGCUCCCCGAUGGAGGCGUGGCCAAUCCUGACUCAUGUCCUCCCACUGGCAGUGCGCCGCCUGAUCCCGAUGCCUGGGACCCCUCCCCCCGACUGCACUCUGGUGUGGACGCUGGUCCUGAUUUCCAACUGCUGCUCUCUGAGUCCCCUCUGGCCCCUGCUUCCUGGGGUGUCACCCUCGGCACCCCCUUGCUCUGACCAAGGGAGCCCCUUUCUGUGAAUCUUCCGAUUCGCUGGAAAGACUCAGAGACCUCGGACCGCUGUCAUCGCUAACAUUUCCUUCGGACUCCUCCCCUCGCUCUCUAUUUCCUCCCUUUCCUGUGCCUCUGCUCCUGAACCCCUGACAUCCAUCCCCCUCGAAGCCCCCCUUCCCCCUCCCCUCCUUCAGGUGUGGGUACUGGGUGCUCCGUCGUUGUGGGGGUGAGUGCCGGAUACAGUUCGUCCCCCGUGGCGUGCAUCCAGCCGGAUAAGUCCGGCUCGUCCUCCGUGCCUCGCCGACCUCAACUUCCUCUGCUUCCAUCUCUUUGCCGCCGUGCUCGAACCCAAGGUCCUCCCCAACACGUCCAUGUCCGUCUCUCCCCGGUCUCCUCCGGGGACGUUGCCUGCCAAGGACCCCCCAGCCACUUCCUGCGCCACUGCUCCUCUGGUUGAUUGUCCCACCAAUAGGAACGGUCUGAGGCAGACCCCGAGGGUGAUCCCUCCGGGGAACGUGUUUCUAGUGCCGGUUCCUCGUCCGAGGUGAACCCCUGGAAUGUGCUAGCUGAAAAUGUGGGUGUGAAAAGCCAGUCGUCGAAAUACUCGGCUGGCAUGGGCCUGUGUGGGAAAAGGGCAUGAAACUCGUCCUGAGAAAAGGUUCGUCCAAGGCAUGGUCUGGCACCCAACUGUUGGCGCUGGCCGGGGUACCUUCUCUGGCGAGAAGAUAUUCUACUCCCUCUUCCCCCCCAUCUCGAGUCUAAAAUCUCUGUGACUUCGUUGACGGGUUCCCGCCUUGGCGACCCCCUUGUGGGCGUUUCCCUGAACGGGUCUGGUGCCGUUCCUGGCUCCUGAAAUCUAUGAGGUGCUUUGUAGGGCGUGAGCACUGAUCUAUGGAAAACUGGGUGCAUUCUGGAUCCCUCCGGCAGUGUCAACCGGAAGGCCACUGGAUUGACCUGUGCCUCGACCUGGUAGGGUCCUAGCUGCUUAUGCCCUAGCUUCUUCUUCGCUAACGAUCUGGCCGGCACUGCCUGGGCUGCUAACCAAACCCAGUCUCCCACCUGUAUGUCUUCCCCAACCCUUCUGUGCUUGUCAGCCUGCAGUUUGUAUGCGUGCUUUGCUAGUUCUAACUGCCUCCGGCUGUUCGUGAACCUCCUGCAACUCUGAUGCUAAGGCUUCCGCUGCCUGUGGCUCCCCCUCCCCGCUCUCGCUAAUCCCGGGAAGGUUCUGGGAUGCCUCCCGUUGUUGGCGAAGAACGGUGUCACCCCCGUGGACACGUGCUUCGUGUUGUUGUAGGCGAACUCAGCGAGCGGCAGGUAGUCCACCCAUGUUGCCGGCUGCUGAUUUGCGUAGCAUCGCAGGUACUGCUGCAUGAUGGCGUUGACUCGCUCCGCUUGUCCGUUCGUCUGCGGGUGUCUCGCCGACGCUAGGUUGAUCUUGACGUUCAGGAAACCCAUCAGCUUCUGCCAGAAGUUCGAGAUGAACUGUCGCCCCGGUCGGACAGGAUAGACCGUGGCAGACCGUGAACCCUGAACACGUGGUCUAUGAACAGUUUGGCGGUCUGUUCCGCCGUGGCCACCUUCGCGCACGGAAUGAAGUGGGCCAUUUUGGUGAACAUGUCCACCACCACUAGCACUGCCGUCUUGCCCUCGAGCUGGGUAGAUCCGUGACAAAGUCCAGGGCCACCCUCUCCCACGGUUCGAGCGGUGUCUGCAGCGGUUCGAGCAGUCCCGCCGGCGGUUUGUGCACUGACUUGGCCCUUUGGCAGGUGUCGCACCUCGAGACGUAAUCCGCGACUUACCCCCGCAUCUUGGGCCACCAAAAAUCUCUGGCUACUAAUUCUACCGUCUUCUCUUUGCCAAAGUGCCCGGCGGUGGGUGCGUCGUGCAACUGCUGCAGUACUUUCGCGCGGAGGUCGCCUCCCGGUACGUAGAGGGCCCCUCUGCGGAUGAGCAAUCCGUCGCGUAUCUGGAACUCGUCGUCCUCCGCCGUGCCCCUUUGCACCUCUGCCAUCUUUGCUUGCGCGAAGGGGUCCUCCUGCAGUGCUCGACGUACAGCAUCCAGGUCCACGGUUGCUGAAGCGCACGCCCACGCUUCGGUGCGAAAAUGUGCUUGGCCGCUGCUGGUGCCGCUCCUCGAGGUAUUGCGGCUUUCUGGACAGUGCAUCCGCCAUGAUGUUGUUGUCGCCUGGGAUGUACUCUAUCCUGAAGUCGAAAUCCGCAAAGAACUCCGCCCAUCGUAUGUGCCUCUGGUUCAGGAACCUUGCCGUGCGCCAGUACUCCAGGUUUUUAUGGUCCGUGCGGACCUGCACUGUGUGUUUGGCUCCAAUGAGGAAGUGCCGCCACGCCUUGAAUGCUGCAUGAAUGGCCAGCAACUCCCUGUCCCAGAUGGUGUAGUUCUGCUCUGACUUGCUGAGCUUCCUGGAGUAGAAGGCACACGGUCUCCAGUCCCCAUGCGGGUCUUGCUGCAACAGUACUGCUCCCACGGCUCUGUCUGAGGCGUCCGUUUCAACCCUCAUCGGUCUGCUGGGAUUCACAUGCAGUAGCUGCUCUUCGGACGAGAAGAGACGCUUGAGUUUCUGAAAGGACUGCUCCGCUUGCUCCGGCCAGAUGUACUUCGUCUUCGUGGAGCGGAGCGUGUCCGUAAGGGCGGCCGUCUGCAUCGCGAACCCCUUGAUGAACUUGCGGUAAAGUUGGCGAAACCGACAAACCGCUGGACCUCCUUCCGAUUGCGCGGGCUCUUCCAGUCCAACACUGAGCGAACCUUGGCGCUGUCCAUGGCGAGCCCCUUGUCCGACAACUUGUAGCCCAGGAAAUCUACCUCCUUCAUGUCGAACUGGCACUUCUCCAGCUUGGCGUACAGCCUGUGCUCCUGCAGUCUCUGCAGAACUUCCUUGACGUCUCCCUCGUGGGUCUCCUCUGAUUCUGAAAAUAUCAGGAUGUCGUCCAGGAAGCAGACGCAUUUCUUGUAGAGGAGACCCGCCAAUACGUGAUGCAUGAAGGCUUGAAAACAGUGGGAGCCAUUUUGUAAUCCAAAGGGCAUAACUCUGUAUUCAUAGGUGCCCAGGGGCGUGAACAUGGCAGUCUUCCAUUCGUCGCCCUCCCGUAUGCGAAUCAGGUUGUACGCCCUCGCAGAUCCAACUUUGUGAAAACGCGUCCUUUCCUCACCGUUGCGAGCAGGUCAUCUAUCUUGGGCAUGGGAAAGGCUGUGGGCUUGGUUUUCGAGUUCAAAAUUCUAUAGUCCACCACAAGCCUUUUUGGGGGCGUGUCCUUCUUCUUCACAAAGAAUACAGGACUGCCCCCCACUGCCUUCGACUCCUGGAUGAAACCGCGCUUCAAGUUGAGGUCUAUGAACUCCUGAGUUCCUGCAGCUCGCCUUCAGACAUGGAAUACAGUUUCCCGGUUGGCAGCGCGCCCUGGCAGGAGGUCAAUCUUGCAGUCAUAGGACCUGUGGGGAGGUAGCUUGUCCGCUUCCUUCUCGCAGAAAACCUCCAAAAACGCUGCGUACUUGAGUGGCACUGCUUGCAGCGUGCCUAAUUGUAGCUGCGGGUCAUCCUCUUCCCCUUCCGGGCUAGGCAGAAUGCAAUGUUCCGCACAGUAUGAGGAGCCGAAGGUCAGUUGUCGCUGGUACCACGCCAAUGCUGGGCUGUGCCUGUGCAGCCAACUCAUGCCUAAUACUAUAGGCGUGUCCGACAGUUGGGUGACAUUGAAGCUGAUGACUUCUCGGUGAUUCCCAAUUUGCAUCACCAUCGGAGGCGUUUGCUGCACCACCUGCCCCCCCAGCAAUUCCCUGCCAUCCACCGUGACAACUUUCAGAGGCAGCGUGGCUGGCAGGAGUGCUAUGUUGUGCUCUUGAAUGAAAUCCAGUCCUAUGAAGUCUGCGUUACUACCAGAGUCAAUGGUAAUCGGCACUUCCAUAGUGAGUCCAUUGGGUAGUUGGAGCGAUGCUGUGAGCUGCACCACUGGUUUGGGCGGGAGGGGGUCUGUGGGCUGCAAAAUCUCUGGGGACGGCUUCAUUGACUUGUCUGGCUGGGCCCCAGUGCCUCUUCCUCCAACCAGACUCUGUCGUUUCCCUGCUGUGGUUCUCUGUGCUGAGUUGCGUCUGUUACUGUUGCUGAGGCUGCAGUGUGCUUGUGGAGCCUCUGGGGACACUCUUUCGCCAUGUGCUGAGCACUGUCGCAGAUGUAGCACUUCCUGUUCCCUCUAGGAGGCUUCGCUUGACUGCUCCCGGUGUUAGGGCUCUGGCUGCUGACUGAGCCCUGGCGCUCCAAUCUCCAUCGGUUGCUCUCCCUCCUUGCGGAGGUGGGGAUUGCACACGCGCUGCAUCCUUGGGAAAGAGGGGAGGUGCCUCACUGGCGUACGUCCCCAACGUCCUUCUUCUCUGUUCCAUGGACGUUCUUCCAGACGCACCCCAAUUUGCAGCGCCCGCCGGACAACCUCCUGAGUGCUCUUUGGUCUCUCCCCCCUUGCAAUCUCAUCUUUCACAUUUGCAUUCAAGCCUUCCCAAAAAGGUCUCUGGCUGGGGCAGAAUCCUUCUCCCAUCCCAGCGCAUGGACUAAUGCAAAAAGCGGGAAUGGUACUGCCUUACACUGGCUCUGCCUUGUUUGAGCCCAUGUAUGUCUUUUCUGGCGAUAUCAAUGUCUAUAUUUGAUAAAAACACGAAUCCAUCGCUUUAAUGAAUGCAUCCGCAUUUUGGAGCGCCGGAUCCUUAUCUCUCCACAGAUUGCGCAGCCACGCUUUAGCUUCCCCAUGCAAAUGGGACAAGAUAAACCCCACCUUCUCUUGCUCAUCUCUAAAGUCUUUAUCCAGCAGUUCCAGCGCAAACAGCACGUCUGCUCGGAAGUUAGGGUACUGCUGCAAAUUCCCAUCGAAAUGAGAUACCAGGCUGCCUCCUCUUUCCCCAGCCCAAUCCCCUCUGAUUUGGGUCCCGGUUGCCCCUGCUUAGCAAGCACUUCCAACCUGGCUUGGAGAUCCCUGCAGGCGGCAGCCGCUUCCUCUUCCCUUUUCCUGGAUGCGAGUACCUCCGCGUUGAGUUGUGUCACUGCAUUUUGCAGGGCUGCUAGUUGCUGUUCUGUAGUCAUCUUGCCUGACUUUUGUGAGCUCGCGAAGCACCAAUCUUCUCCCUCGCUGCGUCCACUCACGUUACGAGGUUUUUGGUGCAAAACUUUAAGAGAUGGAGCUUACUGUCAGAGCUGGCUCCAGGUCCCAGCUCACAGAGGACCAACGCUAGCCGGCAGUAAUGUACAAAAGUCUUUAUUGAAGUACAGUUUCCAUUUUCAAGCCGCAGCGCCCCAGCUCUACGUCUAGGGGUUAGAUCGGCGAAGCUCCAUCUGAGUCUCCGCCCCUGUACACCAGUUUAAGAUUCUAGCCUUACUCCACCUCUUACGUCUCUCCUUUCUCCUCUGGGUCCUGCUACCCCCCGGGGUCCCUUCCUUCCUGGAUUCUUCUGACGCUGACCCCCUGACUCCUCCCCUCUUUCGGCGGGCUUUGGGACCUGGCUCCCUAUCCGGGCUGCCAACUGCGCCGCCCUCCUGUACAUUUGAACUUUGCGCGCGCGCCCAGCCUUCAACCUUCCUCUCGACCGUUUCCUCGCUCCCCGAUGGAGGCGUGGCCAAUCCUGACUCAUGUCCUCCCACUGGCAGUGCGCCGCCUGAUCCCGAUGCCUGGGACCCCUCCCCCCUACUGCACUCUGGUGUGGACGCUGGUCCUGAUUUCCACCUGCUGCUCUCUGAGUCCCCUCUGGCCCCUUCUUCCUGGUGGGUCGCGCCCGGCCCCCAGCCUGGUCUGACCAAGGGAGCCCCUUUCUGUGAAUCUUCCGAUUCGCUGGAAAGACUCAGAGACCUCGGACCGCUGUCAUCGCUAACAUUUCCUUCGGACUCCUCCCCCUCGCUCUCUAUUUCCUCCCUUUCCUGUGCCUCUGCUCCUGAACCCCUGACAAUUACAUUAAAGAAAAAAAAUAAAAUGAGACAUUUAAAACAACUGUAUACACAAUCAAUAUUAAAUCCACAUUAUGGGAUUACUUGAAUCCCCCGACUUCCUUCCACUCCUUCCCUUGGUUCCUUUGUAUUAUCUUCAUUCAUGCAUGUCAAAAAAAAAAAAUCUUUAUCUCUAAUAAACUCCAACAUUGUCUAUAACAUUACAAGUGUUUUUAAAAAUCCUGCUAACGUAUUAACUUGCAUACAUUGCUUUUGUAAAUAUGCAAUAAACAUUUCCCAUUCUUUUUUAUAUUUGUUGUCAUCUUGAUCGCUUCUUUCCAGUGUUGGGCUAGCAGUAUCCGGGCAGCCAUUGCUGCAUACAUGAACAAAUUCUUGUAUUCUUUACGUAAAUCCAUUCCUGUAAUACCUAAUAGGAAAGUUUCUGGUUUUUUAACAAAGGUUAUUUUUAUUUUUUUCCAAUUCAUUAUAUAUCAUUUCCCAAUUUUUAAAAUAACUUUACAUUGUCACCACAUAUGAAAAAACGUACCUUCUACUUCUUUACAUUUCCAGCACUUACUUUCUCUUGUUUUAUACAUUUUGGCCAAUUUAACCGGUGUUAAAUACCACCUAUAGAUCAUGUAAUUCUCUUUAAGUAAGGUACAGGCUGUGAAUUUUAUAUCAUUCUUCCAUAGUCUUUCCCAAUCUGUCAUCUGAAUAUUAUGUCCCACGUCUUUUACCCACUUUAUCGUAACACACUUGACCUCUUCAUCCUUAGUUUCCCAUUCCAACAAGUUACACAUUUUUGAUAAUAAUUUAGUACCACUUUCUAUUAUUUCUCUCUGGAAAUUUGAGAUUUCAUUGGUGAAUCCUUUCUUUUUAUCAUUUUUGAAUACUUCAUUUAACUGAAAAUAUUGUUACCAGUCUGUUACCUUUCCUCUUCUUGAAAUUCCUUCAAUUUUAAUUGGUUAUUCAUUUCUGUUAACAGCUCUUCAUGUUGCCCAAUUAGGUUUCAUAUUUAAUUUUUUCAUGGAUAUUGCUUCCAGUGGGGAAAGCCACCAUGGUGUUUUUGUUCUAGCAAAUCUUUAUAUUUUUCCCAAACUUUAAAAUCGCAAUUUUUAUUAUAUGAUUCUGGAAGUUUUUAUGUACUUUUGCCUUCUGAUACCACAAGUACACAUGCCAUCGAAAUUUAGUAUCAUGUCCUUCUAAAACUAAUAAAUCUGCAUUUUUUUAAUAUUAUCCAAUUCCGGAUCCAGCAUAUGCAAGAAGCUUCAUAAUAUAAUUUUAAAUCUGGUAAGGAGAAGGCACCUCUUUCCUUAAGAUCUGUUAAUAAUUUAUAUUUUAUCCUUGGCUUCUUUCCUCACCAGAUAAAUACCUUUGAAAUAUCCUUCUGCCACUCUUUGAAGCAGCUCACAUUGCUUAUCACUGGGAUUGAUUGAAACAGAAAUAACAUUUCCUUUUUUUAAAAAAAAUAUUUUUUAUUAACCGACCAAUCAAAUCAAAUCACAUCAGAUAAAUUCCGAAUUACAAAGCCGAAUUUUAAAUUUUUGUUGGGGGGACCCAUAUUUCAAGUUCUGAAGGGGGAUUCCGAUCAUCUUCUUGCUGCUGCGUUAAUAUCCACAAAUCUGUCCAAAUAAUGUUCAUAAUUCUAUCCAGUCUUAUCUUGCUGUUUCCACAUCUCAUCUUGUUCGUAUAUUUUUCUUUAUGAUCUCUUCUGAUAAUCUCCUUAAGCAGGUAAACAAUUAUAAUCCUGUGUGAAUUUUUCCGUUCGUCCAAUCAUCAUAUCAAGAUGGUUUCCAUAUAUCAUCAUUUUCAUAAAUAACAGCACUCUUUCCAUCAUUAAUCUCGCAAAUCUGUCGCUCUUUAGUCCCUCUGAGGAGGCUUACCCACAAUAUGAAAACAAAUCUUCUACUCUUCCCAGAUAUAAGUCUUUCGACAGAACUUGCCAAAAUGGCGACGUUAUUUUUUGCUGCGUCAUUCCAAAGCUCUUAUGCUUUCCACGAUCUUCUUGAAACAUGCUUUGGUUAGAAAAUUAUCUCCACACAGUCUUAAAUCCACAGCUUAAGUCAUUUAAACGGCAUUUGUGACUUGUGGGGGGGGGGAUUCUUGGUUAAUCACAUAGAGAAAAGAAAGGAAAGUUUUUCUCCCUCCCCCAUCCAGUCCCGUUGCCAAACAUACCGAGCCUUGGUGUGUCUUCUCAUGAUUUAUUCUUGUUCCUCCAACCCGUCUUGUUUCUCAGAGAUCUCUUCGGUUAGCAGUCUUUACUCCCCAUUCUUCCUUGAAAUAUGUGCAUUAGCUUCCUCCUAAUUGUUUCUUUUGAAGCUGCUGCAGCUAGAGGCAACGUCCAGGAGCGCCGAGAUCCGCACAAGGGCUUUCUGCCUAGUGCCCCCACCCCCUCAAAUUCGGGGGUGGUAUAGGGCACAGCAGGCAAGGGCAGUCCCCCACACACACUUGGGGGGGCCGGGAGGCUGUUUACUCCCAUCACAGCCUCUUAAUUACCUCGUGUGGGUCGGAGAGAUGUUAUUGUCAGCCAUCUUCCGAUGCGCCCCAGUGCCCCCCCCCCGAAAUAACAUUUCCUACAGGCGCUUGUAAAAGGACUUUACUACUUUAAACAUGGUUUUGCAAACAUAGUUUUGGGAAGCAGAUUGGAUGCAAAUGCUACAGGAACGUUUGUCUCUUCUUUCCCCAAGGUUCUGAAGAAGAUUGCCAAGUACAUUCAGGAACAGAAUGAGAAGAUCUAUGCCCCACAGGGCAUCCUCCUGACGGACCCCAUUGAGAGAGGGCUCAGAGUUGUAUCUUUUUCUGUGGCUUCCUAACCUUUUGUGCUCUGGUAGCUCUCAUAUCUGUUUGUGCCUUUGUGAACCAAUAAAACAGCCUGUGGCCAUUAAACAAACAAAUCCUGCUGGGAUCAAAUUAGUAUUUUACUCCAGCUUUUGAGCAAAUCUUGUUUUAGCCUUUGUUGUGUAAGCACAGCCCCUUAGCUAUCUUCACAAUUAGUGUUGGCCUAGGACUUGAGAGAUUCGUGCUCCUCACUCAGCCAAAAAGCUCACUAGGUAACCUUGUGCCAGUCACUCAGUCUUGGUCUUAACAGAGUUGUUGUGGGGGGAGUGGGGAAAGAAGCUUGGAUGAAAGGGUGGGAUAUGAAUGGAACAAAUCCCUUUCUUAGGUGUGGAAAUCACUUCAUACGUAAUGAUUGCUACUUCCGUUGAGUUUUCGCUUGAUAGCACAUGGGGUGAAGCUGGCAGAUAGAACCUUUCCAUCAGUGCUGGUUUGGGAGGCUGCUCCAAGCAGAAGAGAAGCAUCUCUUGCUUCAGUUUCUGCAUAAUUGUAGUUUGCUAUGUGAGGCCUGUUAUGUUGACACACCAGGAAGCUUCAGGCGUACAGGCCGGUUUGCCUGGACUCUUCUUAACAGGUGUCAAAGAGUACUGGUUGGGGAUCCUUGGAGGUAGGGAACAAGCUUCCUUCUGAGUGUUGCUUAUCAGCUAUAGCAAAAAGAGCCUUCCAAGAAGUCUUUCCCCCCAUUCUGUAGAUUUUGCUUCUGACAAGGGCACAGGCAACACGGGCUCUCAUUGGGAGGGCAGUAAAGUGCUUUGCAGCCGCCUUUGCCUGUAAGGAGCAGCAUGUUGGCAUCUCUCCUCCAGAAUUCAAAGUGGGGGUGGGGAAGGGUUUAUGCUAGUUCAUUAAUAGUAUAACAUUUGGAAAGAAAGAAUUUGGCUGAGUCAGACUCAUUGGCCCAUCUAGCACAGCAUUGUCUGCACUGGCUGGCAGCAGCUCUCCAGGCUUUGAGGCAGGGGACAUUCCCAUGGAGACCUUUGAGGACUGAGCCGGGUGUCUUCUGCAGGCAAAGCACUGAGCUGAGGUCCUUCUCGCCCCUUAAGUGGGGGUGGGGCAAUAUAAUAUUCAGUACUUCGCUAUCUUGAUGUUUUUACCCACAUGCCUCUUCUGCAGUGUAUUUUUUUUAACAGCCCUGCUGUGCAGAUUGAAAUUACCAUUUAUGAAGACAGAGGUGUGAAUAGUGGGAGAUAAAUCCUGAGGUCCAAGGUAAGUGUUCACUGUAGAUGCUGCUUUGUGAUCUGCUUCUCUACAAAAGAAAACCCCACCAAAAUAGUUUAUUCCCACUGCUCCCACCAAAGAAAAUGGUUUCUGCAUUUAAAGUUCAUGGGAAAAACAACCCUAUACUAUUGCAUUAUGAUUGUUUCACGUAGCCCUAAAUAAGUGAAAAUUCUAAAAUAAUGUUAAACCCCUGGAGAGCUGUUCUAGCAGCAAAUGAAGGAACAGAAUUGAGAGCCAGUGUGGUGUAGUGGUUAAGAGCGGUAGUCUCAUAAUCUGGUGAACCGGGUUCGCGUCCCCGCUCCUCCACAUGCAGCUGCUGGGUGACCUUGGGCCAGUCACACUUCUCUGAAGUCUCUCAGCCCCACUCACCUCACAGAGUGUUUGUUGUGGGGGAGGAAGGGAAAGGAGAAUGUUAGCCGCUUUGAGACUCCUUAAAGGGAGUGAAAGGCGGGUUAUCAGACCCAAACUCUUCUUCUUCUUCUUCUAAUGAUUCUUCUGGAAUUAUAGAAUAAUUAGACUUUUUUUAUUUAAUCUGAUUGAGUAUUAUCUUCUACCUAUCACUUUGAAAAGGAGGAAUCAAGAUUGGUAGGAUGUGGAGGAAAGAAAAGGAGAACAGGGAGACUGACAAAACAGUGAUAGCUGGUUUGGAGUAAUACUGUUGUAGUCACCAAGAAGAUAGAGUGCAUAUGCAUAUUAAGGUUUUUCUUUGUAUGCAUGUUGCUUGUUUUCAGGAUGCUGGUUCUUGGGUUCUGUCACCUAGUCAUCAGUUUUGAAUGGAGAGUGAAUUUUCCCAACAACCUAGUGGGAAACCAGAAUGUAACCAAGCACUGAAGGACAAACAGAAAUCCUCAGCCGCUUGGCAUGAGGAGGAUUUCCUUUUGGACACUUUGUCAGAAAUUGCAUGUUGCCUUGCAGCUCAGCCCCCCCAGUCCGCCUUGCUGGAGGGUCUGCACGGAGCAGAGGGGUCCUUCCACCUUGCCCUUCAAGACUCCAUUGCCAGUUGUGGGGAAGUUUGAGCAAGGGGCACCCCAGUGGGCGAGUGGAAGCUGCCACGGAUAGGAUCCAGUCAGCAACUCCCCCCGCCCCCCAAGAAGGUGUCUGAUAGGUGGACCCCACCACCAGCCCGAGACUGCAAGGGGCCCCUCUGUUUCUGCCCAGGGGUUAGGAUUAGCAGCCUGAGUUUCAAUGGCUCAGAAAUGGACUGAUGAUAAGUCUGAGAUUGAAUAAUACUUCCAAGAAAUGAACCAAUCUACAUGUUGUAGAUGUGGCACACCCACCUGGUACAAAGAAAGAUGUUAAGAGAUAUUUAAGCUGGCUUUAGGACCAUUGUUGAAUAGCAAGUGACAAGUCUGGUGAAUUCACCAACUGGCAAUAAAAAUGCCAUUAUCAGGCCAAAUAGGUCAUUAAAGAGAACACCCUUCAAUCUUUCUUGCCAGAUAGGUGAUUUAGAAUGCAAGAAUCAAUUUUUAGUUGAUUGGUCAGUGUCCUCUAUCAGCUCCUAUGCUGAUCAGAAAGAAGUUUCACCCAUAAGCAUGUGCAAUUAAGAGUAUUCUAGUUUGAUCUAUCUUGCCUUAAGUUGUGCAUCCUCAUUACUUGGGAGAGAAAAGUGGGAUGAAAACCAAAUUUGGGAGUUGAAAUCUACCCUCUUGUGUAGGCAGCAGCAUUACUGAAAGUGAAAUUCUAGAUCUUUUAUCCUGUCACAAGAAGGAGUGUACAGUGGUACCUUGGGUUACAUACGCUUCAGGUUACAGGCUCAGCUAACCCAGAAAUACUACCUCAGGUUAAGAACUUUGCUUCAGGAUGAGAACAGAAAUUGUGCGGCUGCAGCAGGAGGCCCCAUUAGCUAAAGUGAUGCUUCAGGUUAAAAACAGACCUCCAGAAUGAAUUAAUUUCUUAACCCGAGGUACCACUGUAGUGCUGAUGGAAGUAAUUAGUUGAAAUUACAAGUGAUUUUCCCUAUAAAUAUAAAAAGUUUAACCAGAAGUCAUUGUUCAAAUGAUUAACAAAGUGUAGUUCUGCUUAUUGCUGCUGCUGCUCUUGUUUCGAAAGCAAUUUCUGUCCAGUCUGUUGUUGGCUUCCCUGGAGGAAAAUGUUGGCCCCUGACACCCUUUGGCUGCAGUAUGACUGUUGCUGGUGAGCUUAAGAAUAGUGCAGCUAGUCCAUUGGAAGGUCCUGCUAAUCCUUGAACUCUUGAGAGGAAGCUGUCAUGUUAGGCUCUUGUUUUCUGUGGCUGUAAUACACCCUCUUCCCUCCACGCCGGCUGCGUUUACUGCCACAUCUGUUUGGCACCAUCCAUUAGAUAUGGCUCAUUUGACAGUUGCUAGUGCUUUCCAGAAUAGUUGUAGGGAUUUUGAGCAAUUACAUACACAAAGGACCUAUGUUAUUGGUGUUCAAGCCACUGUGAAAUUUCUGAACCUAAGGCACAUAGACUGAUAGUACAUUUCUGAAUAGCUUCAUUAACUGCAAGUGUGUUUUAUUUAGCAUGAUGAUUUGAAGCUCUCCAGUAAUGUUGAGGUAGAAAAGGAGCUUUGUAGAUUCUCUGGCUGCCAAAAUUAUCCUUUGGUCACCUUCCUCUUCCAGCCAUCUGAGGUUGGCUUCCUGUCCACGGCAUUCGUCCAGAAUGGUCCACAGCUGUUGAACAUACACAGCAAGGAUGUCAUGGGGACCCUCAUGACAUAGGCACUCAAACGCCCCUUUGGAAAUUGGCGUUUGAGUGCCUGAUGCUCAUCAGAAUGACACAGAGCUGGUACUUUAUUUAUUUAGUGCAGCGAGGCUCCUCACGGGUUCUCUGCCAUGGGAGCAUAUUCACCCAGUGCUUUUCCAGCUGCACUGGCUCCCGGUGGAGUACAGGGUCAGAUUUAAGGUGCUGCUUUUGACCUUUAAAGCCCUUCACGGCCUAGGACCCUCGUAGCUACGGGACCGCCUCUCCUGGUAUGCCCCACGGAGAGCCUCAAGGUCCAUAAAUAGCAACACCCUAGUGGUCCCAGGCCCUAAGGAAGUUAGAUUGGCUUCAACCAGAGCCAGGGCCUUCUCAACACUGGCUCCGGCCUGGUGGAACGCUCUGCCUCAUGAAACCAGGGCCCUGCAGGAUCUGAUUUCUUUCCGCAGGGCCUGUAAGACAGAGUUGUUCCGCCUGGCCUUUGGCUUGGAGCCAAUUUGAUUCCCUCCCUCCCUCUCUUCCUUUUUUCUUUUCCUUCUCCUCCUGCGAUGAGGCUACAUUUUAAUAUUUUAAUGUUCCAUUAUUUUAAUGUAUUUUAUUUUUGUUUUUAAGUUGUAAUCAUUCAUCUUGUUUUUAUUAUUGCUUGUAAGCCGCUCUGAGCCCGGCCUUGGCUGGGGAGGGCGGGGUAUAAAUAAAAAUUAUUAUUAUUAUUAUUAUUAUUAUUAUUAUUAUUCUUUUAUAAAUAACCUCCAGCCAAUCAGAGUCUGCUGUCACCCAGGCCAGUCAGAUGGAUUUCACCUGAUGCAGGCCACAUGUAAUAAAACCUUAAAGCAAUUGCCCCUCUCUCUCCUCUGUCAGAACCCCUGCUCCACAGGUUUGCAACACUGGUAACAGUACAAGGCUUCAAACCUUUAAAGUCACUGAAAAGUUUACCUUCAAAACACAAACAUAUCUGAGAGGAAAGUGCAUCAAUGUUUUGUUUUAAUCUGUUUAACUCAGCUCUCUUUCUUCCUAGGUUCCAGCUUUUGUUCCAGAAAGUUCCCAUACCUCCUCCAUCAUAACAUCAUUCCUUUCUUCUGCCGCCAACCCCAUGGUGCCAUCUACCACAAAGACUUAACUUCUCAAAAUCCUACUCCUUCACAGCAAAAUCCCAUGGACAGGAUAGCAUCCAUUUUGUGUCAUAUGGGUAAGCCAAAAGCAAUGGCGUCUGCCUGGUAGCUUUAGCUUCCAAGGACCAGUUGAGCAGCCAUACGAGUCAGUGGGCACAAGACCAGACUGGAGUCGGCUAAGGGCUGAGUGGCUCCUUUUGCAAGCUCUCGGAUUUUGUCAGCUGUUCAGGAAGAAAGCAGGAGUGCGGCAUAGGCAGCUGAAUCUCCAGAAAUGAGGCCCAUGUUUGUGAAGUGGCAGCAGGGUGUUUCUCUGCUUGUUCAGAGGAGACUUGGAACAAAUACCAUCUUGAGUUGAAGCCUCCUGUGGUGGUAACAGCAACAAUGCAAAAAGGCUUUCAUUUUUAACACUUCACCAAGAGCUAGUGCAGUCUUCGGGACACGAAGUCCUCUGCUUUCACUGUGUCUUUCAAGAGAGGAGAAGGUCAAUGGUUUGUUUCGUUCAAUGCGUGGAAGUGCGGCAGCCCAAAUGUAUGCUGUGCCAGUCAGUGUAACCGCCCCCUGCUCUCUCCACCCCUUUUCAAGUGUUGAAUAUGUGAGCUAGGUAAUAAUUGGUUUUUGCAGUUUUGUUAGCAGUUAAAAAGUUUUAGGGCAAGCUGGUAACUUGACUAGAAAUGGUGUUAUGAUAGCGCUUCGUUUUAGAUCUCUCUCACACAGUGUGCAACUCAGCAGCCUGUAGUACUUCCACUUGCAUUCAACAUUCCUCUAGCAACACUUACAAAAUAUAUAGAAGAUUUUAGUCUUCUGAGUUGAUACCUUCUUAUGGAUCAAGUGUUUUUCUCCGUUCAUCCAAGUGAGCCCUUGAGUAGAGGCCAGCAAGAGUCGCUCAUCCGCUUGACAGUUGCUGUCGCCUCCCAUGUCCAGGAAUUCAAGGCUUUGCCAAACGAGACCACCUACAAAACGGAUAGAAUAUUUCACUUCUUGAACGAUUCAAAAAGCCAGUAGUGAAUCAGGGUCUUUAGGUGGAUUAUUCUUCAAUACCUAUUUGCUGGUUUCUUUAUCCUUUCCUCUAGAAGUCUGUUUAAUAUUAAAGUGUACAAAACACCUGUUGUUGUUUUUCUAAACUGUAACAGUGUUCUGCCUUUUGCACCCGUUACAAUCAGUUUUGAGAAAUAUUAAUGGAUUGGUAACUUUUUUUCUUAAAUAAAUUUUGUCAUUUGCUAGCA
Podarcis lilfordi (Lilford's wall lizard) is the source of this 22449-nucleotide messenger RNA. The record is from the annotation of a GenBank genome assembly. NCBI's taxonomy places the organism in Eukaryota, Metazoa, Chordata, Lepidosauria, Squamata, Lacertidae.